CAUAAGUCAUAUAAUUGAUUGUCUACUAGAAUUCUCUUCCAUUCUCCAUCUCCACAGUACCAUCUUUCUACUUCUUUCUCUCACUAAAACUAUUCAACCAGCUCUAAAGGAUUUUCAUUUACAAGUCUCACUCUUAAAUUUCACCUACAAUCUGAGUUUCAAUCAUGGCUGCUUUAUUGUAUAUAGUGCUUUUCUUGGCACUCACUGGCCGUUCAAGUGCUACUUAUUGCUUAUGUAAAGAUGGGGUUGGUGAUGCUGCUCUUCAGAAGGCACUGGACUAUGCUUGUGGAGCUGGAGCUGACUGUUCACCAAUCCUUCAAAACGGUGUGUGUUACAACCCCAACACAAUUAAAGACCACUGCAACUGGGCUGUUAAUAGCUACUUUCAGAGGAAGGGUCAAACUGCUCUGAGCUGUGACUUUGCAGGAUCUGCCACUCAGAGCCAAACUGCUCCAACCACAAGUUCCACUUGUGUUUAUCCAGCAAGUGCCAGUACUUCCACCACAAACUCAAGCACCACAACUCCAAGCACAACUCCAAGCACAACUCCAAGUACAACUCCAAGCACAACUCCAACCACAGGCACAACCCCAACCACAACUCCAACCACCGGCACCACGACUCCAACCACAGGGACAACAACCCCCAGUACAACUCCCUCAUCAGUCUUUGGAAUAAGCCCAUCAAGUUCUUUUGAUAAUUCAAGCCCUGGUUUGGCUCCUCACUUCAUUGCAGCAGCAGCAACUCUUUGCUUUUCAGCAUUUUUGUUGCUAUGGGGUUGAGAAAGUGGUCAGGAGGAUUCCAUGUGUGGAUGAGUUUACCACUUGAGGAUCUGGAAUGGCUAUGGUGGGUAGGGUUGUGAUAUGAUAUGACAUUUGGGCUGUGCAGUGGCAAUUCCCAUUAGGGUGUUCUUUUCCUUCUUUGAUUUUUCUUUGCUCCCAUGUGUAAACGCUGGGGAAUUUGAUUCCCAUUUUGAGUGGUGAUGAUACAUGACUGCUACCACUGCUAGUGCACUGUUGGGGUAGAGAAGAACCUAAUCUUUCUUUUUAGAUCUUGUAUAUGUAUGAAUGAGAGCCAGAGCCCGUAUUUUUUAAUUUAAUGGAACCACUCUAUUCUAUCAUUGCUGCAAA
This is a messenger RNA of Argentina anserina (silverweed cinquefoil), 1130 nucleotides long. RefSeq names its product PLASMODESMATA CALLOSE-BINDING PROTEIN 3-like. The transcript is spliced from 4 exons. The coding region runs from base 165 to 782 and encodes 205 amino acids. Lineage: Eukaryota; Viridiplantae; Streptophyta; Magnoliopsida; Rosales; Rosaceae. The record is from RefSeq and is a predicted model, not a curated record.